Nematostella vectensis (starlet sea anemone) is the source of this 693-nucleotide messenger RNA. Its product is annotated as phosphonoacetaldehyde hydrolase. Gene Ontology annotation, biological process: DNA repair; dephosphorylation. NCBI's taxonomy places the organism in Eukaryota, Metazoa, Cnidaria, Anthozoa, Actiniaria, Edwardsiidae. The record is from RefSeq and is a predicted model, not a curated record. Gene Ontology annotation, cellular component: cytosol. Gene Ontology annotation, molecular function: phosphoglycolate phosphatase activity. The transcript has a single exon. The coding region runs from base 1 to 693 and encodes 230 amino acids.
AUGGCUGCUGUUCAGUUAGUUAUGUUCGAUUUAGCCGGUACUACGGUCGAUGACACAGUAAGUGGGCUACCUUUGGUCGCAGUUGUAAUGAAGGAUGCUUUCAAAACACACGGGAUAGACAUCGAGGCCGAAACGGUAAACGAAUUUCGUGGAUUAGAGAAAAGAGAAGCCAUAAGACAGCUUUUCGUGAAGACACAAGGCAGGGACCCUAGUUCUGAGGUGGUGGAUCGUAUUUUUCAAACAUUCAAAGAGACUCUAACAACAUAUCUUUCUUCGAUUAAGAAAGAGAUUCCGGGAACCACUGCAACAUUUAAAUAUCUAAAAUCUAAAGGCAUAAAGAUUGCAGUUGGCAGUGGAUUUCCCCAUAGCGUUGUGGAAUCAAUUGUUAAGACAUUGGGCUGGAGUGGCCUUUUAGAUUAUGUCUCUAGCAGCGAGAAAGAAGGGCAUGGCAGACCCCACCCUGCUAUGAUUGAUGCUGCCAUAAGGGCGUGCCAAGUGCGGGAUCCCAAGAGUGUGGUCAAGGUGGGGGACUCAAAGGCUGAUGUGGAGGAAGGGAAGAAUGCCGGAUGUUGGACAGUUGCUGUUCUCACUGGUACUCAAGACACGCAGACACUACAAGCUGCAAAUCCUGACUUUGUCAUUGCUAGUGUAAUGGAUUUACCAUCAGUGCUUAAAAACAUUGAAGGCAAGUAA